AUGCCGGUGGCGCUGCUCGAGGACUGGUGCCACAGGAUCAUGGGUGUGGAUGAUCAGAAGUCGCUGAUGGUAAGUGGCAUCCUGGAGGACUACCCUGAGGCCCGUGGCUGGCCCAGACCACCUGGGAAGGUCUUCUGGAAGAUGCUAGUGCUCCUGGAGGACCCCAGUGUCUUAAGGAUCCCCAGCGAGGUGCAGGGAAAGGGGAGUGUCUGGAAAAUGAUCUUAAACCCCGGCUCUGAGCUUCUCGAAAGACUAAAUCUCUUUCUGCAAGAGGGGCAGACAGUGUCAGGGAUGUUUGACUCUGGGGCACAGGGAGGGUCUCUGGCCACUGUCCCCUGCAUCUCCCCAGAGCUAGUAGCCCAUUUGUUAGGACAGGCAAUAGCACGUGCCCCUUGGCCCCUGCUGCCUAUGCAGUAUCAGAAGUUGAGAGUCUUCUCGGGAAGUACCACUCCUGCCCCAGAGGAGGAGCCCUUUGAGGCCCCCAAGAUAGUCAAAGAAUGGUCUGUCCCAGAGGCUAAAAAGAAGAGCAGGUUGUUGGAGAGCCUAUGGGGUCCCGCCCUGGCCCUCCUGCACAUAGUCCAGGCUGACAAGCCAUGCACUGGCCUGCAAACCUUUCUGGAUGCCUGCACACAGGUGUUCGGCAGCGCGGAGAGCUGAGCCCCAGGUCUCCCAGGUGAGGUGAGGGCCUACCAGGAGGAGGGGGAGAAAGCCUACGUGCUACAGGUGGAAGCCCUGCUGUAGACUGCCAUGGCAAAGCGGGCCACUCCCAGGAACAUCGCUGAUGUUUAAAGGAAUAAAAAAAAAAGUCCGCUGGAGCAGAUUAUGGAGGCCAGUCUCAGCAAGGGCCUCUGGUGUCACCUCAGGGAGCUGAAGGACCAGGAGCAACCACCCAGUUUCCUGGAGUAGAUGAAGGUGAUAUGGAAAGAAGAAAAAGAGGCUUCCUUUACAAAUGAGAAUAUUGGGAAGCCACAAAAAGGCAGUGGCUUGGGCCACUGGAAGGAAAGAGGACUGAAGGCCUGCUAG
This is a messenger RNA of Octodon degus (degu), 1023 nucleotides long. It is a transcript of the gene Pnma2, whose product is annotated as PNMA family member 2. Lineage: Eukaryota; Metazoa; Chordata; Mammalia; Rodentia; Octodontidae. The record is from RefSeq and is a predicted model, not a curated record.